This is a messenger RNA of Ascoidea rubescens DSM 1968, 1512 nucleotides long. It is a transcript of the gene MSS1, whose product is annotated as Mss1p. Gene Ontology annotation, cellular component: mitochondrion; cytoplasm. Lineage: Eukaryota; Fungi; Ascomycota; Saccharomycetes; Ascoideales; Ascoideaceae. The transcript has a single exon. Gene Ontology annotation, molecular function: GTPase activity; GTP binding; protein binding. Gene Ontology annotation, biological process: tRNA methylation; tRNA wobble uridine modification. Bases 1 to 1512 code for a protein of 503 amino acids. The record is from RefSeq and is a predicted model, not a curated record.
AUGUUUAAAAAUACUACAAUAAAUAGAAAAAUUACUUUGUUAUCUACUAUAUCCAAGAGGUUUUUCUCUAUUCCUACAAUUUUUGCUUUAUCAACAAAACAGGGGAAAUCUGCCAUUGGAAUCAUAAGAAUAUCUGGACCCGAAUCCAGUUAUAUUCUACAAGAAUUAACAUUAAAUAAAUACUCACUACCUAAACCAAGAGUUGCAGUGAUUCAAAAAAUCUAUUCACCAAAGACCAAAAGCAUUAUAGAUGAAGCAGUUGUAAUAUCAUUUAAGGGUCCAAAAUCCUUUACUGGUGAAGACUUAAUCGAACUUCAUUUACAUGGUGGAAUCUCAAUAAUUAAUGCAGUGUUAUCAUCAAUUAAGUCAUUGAAUAAUAAUAAGAAUAAAAAUAUUAGAUAUGCAGUUAAUGGUGAAUUCUCUAAAAGAGCAUUUAUGAAUGGGAAAUUUGAUUUAACAGAAAUUGAGGGAAUUCGCGAUAUAAUUGAAGCAGAAACAGAAUCUCAAAGAAUUGCAGCAAUGAAUUCAAUGAAAGGUGAUAAUAAGAGAGUAUUCAAUCAAUGGAGAACAAAUAUUUUAAAUAAUAUAGCAAAAUUAACUGCCUUACUAGAUUUUGGUGAAGAUUAUCUUAGCGAAGAAACAGAUAAGAUUUUGAAUCAAGUAAAUGAUAAUAUUCAAAAAACUAAACAUGAAAUUGAAGAAUAUCUUAGAAGAGGUGAAAGAUCUGAAAUAUUAUUAAAAGGGUUCAAGCUAACCUUAUUGGGACCACCAAAUGUUGGCAAAUCAUCAUUAUUAAAUCAGUUGGCAAAUAAUGAAGUUGCUAUUGUUAGCGAUAUUGCAGGAACUACGAGAGACAUUGUUAAUGUGCCAUUAGAUAUUGGGGGCUAUAAAGUUGUGCUCGGCGAUACAGCAGGCAUAAGAUCAUUGAAUAAUACUAAAGAUAUAGUCGAGCAUGAAGGAAUUAAAAGAGCUAAAUUUAACGCACUAAAUAGCGAUUUAACGUUAUUAAUAUUAUCAACUGACGAAUUUGAGAAGGAGUUAAGAGACGAGCAAAUAAUCGAACAAAUAAGAGAACUCAAGAACAAAGAUAAAAAGAUGUUAAUUAUACUAAAUAAGAUCGACUUAGUUAAAGAUAAAAAAAAACUUGAAGACAUAAUUGAAAAAAUUGCACUGAGUUUGAAUAUAACCAAGGAGGCAUUGAAUCUAAUAUCAUGCAAUAAUAAGAUUGGCAUCGAUGAGUUGAUGGAUGUGUUAAUCAAGAACUUUAAGCAAAUUUCAUUAACAGAAGAGAUUGAACCAUUAGGGUUGUCAGAAAGAUGUCAAGACAUAAUUAAAAAUGAUAUCCUAUUUGGAAUGGAUGAAUUCGAGAAUUUUGUUGAAUUAGAAGAUGUAGUAUUGGCAACAGAAAGUUUGAAACAAUCAGUUGAAGGAAUUGGCAAAAUUACAGGCACUGCAAUUGGAAUUGAGGAAGUUCUUGAUGUUGUUUUUUCCAGUUUUUGCAUUGGGAAGUGA